Molecule: messenger RNA, 2753 nt
Organism: Hypoxylon trugodes
Lineage: Eukaryota; Fungi; Ascomycota; Sordariomycetes; Xylariales; Hypoxylaceae
Product: cysteine proteinase
Exons: 1
Coding region: 290-2350 (686 amino acids)
Biological process (GO): protein deubiquitination
Cellular component (GO): cytosol; nucleus
Molecular function (GO): cysteine-type endopeptidase activity; cysteine-type deubiquitinase activity
Source: RefSeq, a predicted model, not a curated record
AGCACAACCAGUCCCCCAAGAUUCUUGUUACCAACGCAGAUGCUUCGGACACAUCCUACUGCCAAAACUUACCUACCUACAUACGUGGAUACAAAGAUCACAAAAACCUUGGAAAACAAUUGAGAGCGCCGAACAACAGACUCGUUUUGUCAUUCCUUUUUUGCCAUGGCGGCUCUCGCCUAUUAUAAUUUCGCGAAACUCACCCAGCUUUGAUGGUUUUUGAUUUCUUCCUCCCAUCACGCAUGAUCCAUCUUCCCGUGCUAUCGCAACAUAGCCUGCAAACACCAGGAUGCCCUCUCAUCACCCAGAGACCCAGUUCGGCCAUCUCGACGAAUCUCAUUCUUUCUAUGCACUAGGCGCUUUGCUGGACCGGUUACAGCAACCGAGCGUCAUUGUAUCAUUCCUCCUCCUUCUAUUAACUAUCUUCUACCAGUCUCUGCGCUCUUCGCCCCUCUCCCGGCUACGAUAUCUUGGUCAGCUUCUUUGGGACUUAAUAGUAGCCAUCACGCCAGCGAUCCUUCUCUAUGCCAUCGACGACCGGCUCAGCCCCUCACCUAUCCGAACCUCACGGCCUACGCUAUCGACACGUUCCCGAUCGUAUACCGCGAAGAGCGACCUUCUCAGAAGAAUAUUUGGUAUGGAUGGGCCGGGCGGCAUCAUCACGUCUGUUGCUGAUGCCGGCAGAAGAAGUCUCUCCAGUCUAUCCGGUGGCACAUUAAUUAAGCAUAAUACGGAUCACCCCGCCGGUCUCGGGAACUACGAUAAUUCAUGCUUCCAAAACAGUAUCCUUCAGGGAUUGUCCUCGUUGGAACCGUUACCCUCAUAUCUUGAAAGAGGUCUAGAACUAGACAAGUCGUUAGGGGAUAGAGAGUCAAGCUCAACAGGUUCAUUACGCGACCUUGUUUUCAAGUUGACCAACACCAGUUAUAAUGGAAAGACUUUAUGGGCGUCGAAAAAGCUACGAUCGUUGGAUACGGGACAGCAGCAGGACGCCCAGGAGUAUUUCUCUCGGAUCCUAGAUGAAAUCGAGAGAGAAAUCAUCAAGGCCGCAAAACCUCAGCAUUGCUCGCCUUGCUUCGAAACUGCAGGCAUUAGAGACGACACCGAAGACAGCCAGCAUAGUGGUGACAGUGGAUAUCAAUCACUGCCAACACUCGUAUCGAGUACCGCGAAUUUAAGGAAUCCCCUAGAGGGAUGCUCAGCACAACGAGUCGCAUGUGUUCAGUGUGGCCAUUCGGACGGAUUAUCCUUGACACCGUUUAACUGUAUUACACUCAAUCUUGGGCUAGAGCAAAGGGAAUACGACCUCUACGAGCGAUUAGAUUCCUAUACCGACCUAGAGGCCAUCAAAGGACUAGAUUGUGUCAAGUGCACUUUACUCAAACUUCAGAAACUUCUUGGAAUCGUUGUAUCUCGUUCGAAGGAAGAUGGGGCAACCGGAGAAACAUUACGUGGUGCCGCCGAUCGAUUGGAAGCUAUCAAUCUUGCCCUCGAAGAGGAUGACUUUGAAGAGGACACCCUUAAAAACAUAAGCAAAAUAGAUAAGCGAGUCAGUGUUACCAAAACCAGGCAGACAGCCAUAGCGAGACCUCCCCAGAGCCUUGCCAUUCAUAUAAACCGGUCAGUUUUUGAGGUUACCGGCCACAUGCUCAAGAAUCCCGCAGCGGUACGGUUUCCAAAAAGGUUCGACCUCGGUCCAUGGUGCUUGGGAAGCGCGAGUGGUCCCAUCAAGGUCGAUACGGAUGCUUCUCACAUUGGAGAAGAGCGUUGGGUUACUGAUCCGAAUUCAUCCAUGGUUUCAGGAAGUCUAAACUCACCCAGGAUAACCGGUCCGAUAUAUGAGCUGCGCGCAGUUAUAACUCAUUCAGGACGGCAUGAGAACGGUCACUACGUCUGCUAUCGAAGGCAUCCUCGUCAACCGUCAAAUCUUAAGGACGCAGCAGCCGAAUACCCCGAAUCACUUGAUAGCGGAUUUGGAUAUGACUAUAAUGAAAGCGAUACGAGUUCAUACUCGGAUGCAGACGCAAAAUGGUGGAAAAUAAGUGAUAAUAUCGUACGGGAAACAACCGAAGAGGCCGUCCUAGCGCAAGGUGAAGUCUUCAUGCUUUUCUACGAUUGUGUCGUUCCAAAUUGUGUUCUUGCCGCCCAGCCAAACGACGGUGCUCUCGAGCCACAGCCAAAUAAGGAACGAUUUAACAAAGCGGCACGAGCAGGAUCAAUUCUUAUACCAUCUCUAGCUGAAGGGGAGGAAGUUGAUCCAAUGAUUCCACUACGCCGUCCUAAUUCGCAAACGGACAGUAACGAAACGUGGGUGCAAAGCCCAAUCCACGGAUGGACUAAAGCAAUGUAACAGUUGGACUUAAUGAUGUCAAUGAGGUGUACUUUAAUAGCGUGCUUCUUUGCAUAGCCACGGCGUUUUGGCGGAACGGGCCAAGGCGGUUCUUCUGGUCUGGGUACGGUUACGUUUGGGUAAAACGUGUUUACUACCGUACGUCUUUUUGGUGGGCGUUUAUCUAAAUGGGCCGUAGUAAGUUCAUGGAGCGUGAAUACCUAGUAUAUGUUAUAGCUCAUUUAUUUUAUGUCGUUUUACUAUGUAAUCCUCGGACGAUUUACUUGAUAUUUCCUCAUACAUAGUACACGAACAAUUGUUCCAUGGAUAUAACCUCGGUAAACUGGGUGGAAAUAAGUUUUAAUAAGAGACCAGCAUUAAAGCCAUUUCUUGGGAGUAUAAGGACCACCCACACAUUAAUAGU